Paramecium sonneborni is the source of this 7438-nucleotide messenger RNA. NCBI's taxonomy places the organism in Eukaryota, Ciliophora, Oligohymenophorea, Peniculida, Parameciidae. The record is from the annotation of a GenBank genome assembly.
AUGAAAAAAAACACAUAUCAAGUACUAUCUGAAUAAAAAUAGUAUUAUUAAGAUUUAAUUUCGAAAUGGGGAGACUGUUUUAUAAGAUGGUUUUAGUGAGAAUGAGAAUAAAAUAAAAAGAGCUAAUCUCAAAUUUUUUAUUCCUCUUAGAGCUUUAAAAGAAAAUAUAAUUUACUUUGUCCUACUUAUUUUAUAAGUUUUCUCUUCAAAAGCCUUAUAUUUUGUAGGGAUUCUUUUGAUAAUUUAACAAUGGUUAGUUGAUUUGCAUAAUUUUAUAAAAAUUAGAAAAAUGGAUGAAAUGGUAAAUAAUUAGGAAGCAAGAGUAUUAAAAUAAUGGGAUGAAUGCAUUAUUAAUAAAGAAAUAAUUGAAACAAUAAAAGAGAGAUUAAAUAAGUAGGAUCAAAGUGAGAGUAAUCAAAGACAAAAGAGUAAAUCAUAAGUUGAAAAAAGUUCUUAAGUUAUUAAAAAAGUGGAAUUUGUUUAAAAUUAGAAAAAAGGAACAAUAGUUUGUAAAUAAUGAAAUUAAAUUUAAGCUAAUGUAUCAAUUCCCUUUUCAAAUAUAUCGUAUAAAUAAUAAUAGAGCAAUAAAAAUAUUAGAACUGAGAAUGCAAAUAAAUACAAUUAAAUGAGUCCAUUGAUAUAUAAGGAUAUGGCAUUGAAAUUAAAAUAGAUUUAAAUGAUGGAAGAUAAUGAAUUGAUAAUUGAAUUCAAAAAAAAAGUGCCAAGUAUGUUUUUAAAAGCUGCUACACCUACAGCAUAGAAAAUACCGUUGAAUGAAAAAUUAAAAAAGAUGGAAAAAGAUAAAAUGAAUUUAAUUAAAAUCUAAUGUGUUGAAAAUAUAAUGAUAGGAGAUGUAAUUAUAUUAGAAAGAAACUAAAGAGCACCUUGUGAUAUUUUAGUUUUACAUUGUAAUGAUGAAAAUUUUAGUGUACAACAUUAAUUAUGUGAUUAUUCAUCUACGACAGUUAGAAAACCUGUAGUUUAAAAUAGAUGUAAACUAUUAUAAUUAUUAUUUUAGCUGAUUCUUAGAAUUUAGCUUAAUUUAAAAAAUCUUUGACAGGUAAUAUUGUAUGUUAUGAACAUAAUUUUAAUAUUAAAGGAUUUUUUUAAUUAAAGAAAGAUCCUUAAUCAAGAAUAUUUGGAUUUGAGAAUUUUAUUUUUUGUUAAGAAAGAUUAUUAUCCACUCCAUGGGUUUUGGGUAUUGUAGUUAAAGUAGGGAAUAGUUGUUAAUGUUAUGCAAGAUAUUUAGGUUAACUUAGAUUUGAGAAUUUUCAAUUUGUUCCACAAUAUAUCAUAGUUUUGAUAAUUAUAAUUGUAAUAUUUAAAAUAAUUUUAAAGGUACAAAUAAUUGUAUACAACUAAAAUGAAUUUUUAAGGAAUUUAAGAUCAAUUACAUAAAUUGUAAUUGAUAAUUGUAUUUAUUUGGUUUUAAUGGUUCCUCAUUGUUAUAAAAUUUACUAUAAAUUAUGUAGUCUUAUACAACUUAAAGGAAUAGGAACUGUAGAUUAAAAAUAAAUAAUGUCUUGUCACAUUGAUAAAUAUAUAGAUAAAUAAUUUCUAACAGUUAGUGUAGAUGCUUUUAUUGAUAAUUCUUUUUCACUUCAAUGUAUUAUUUAUAAUAAUAAAUUGUGUGAAUUUGAAGAAUAAAAAUUUCUUUAAUUUUUAGUAUAAACUUGUACAGGUUUUUUGAAUGCUAAGGAGGAACUUCGAAAUGUAGAAAAAGAGGGUAUUUGUUAAAUUUUAUAAUAAAAGAAUAAGAAGAAAUUCAACAAGGUUCUUAAGUAAUAAACUACCUUAUGUAAAGUUCAUGUUCUGAUGAACUUAUAAGUUAAAGAGAAUGCAUUAUUAAUUAAAUUCCAAAAUCUGUUGAAGGCAGAUUUAUUUAUUAUUAAUAAUAGGAAUCAAAAGAAGAUCUUAAUAUAAAUUAAAUGGAUUUAAUUUAAUAAGAAUAGAUUUCAAAAGAUAAAACUAUAAUUGAUAAUCAUGAAGGUUAUUAUAAUGAAACAAUCUAAAGGGCAACUAAUCCUGUUCGAAGUUCUAAAGGUUAUCAAUCAUUAAAAGAUCAAUUUAAAUAAGAAGAUUAUUAAAUAGAUGAAGAAGAACUAUGUAAAAAUAUGUUGAAAAAUUGUUCACCAGAUGAAUUGAAUCCUUUGUUACUUUAAUUAGCAAUGAAUCAUCUUGCUUUUUCAAAAUUAUUAAUUACUGAAAAAAAAGAAUAAAAAGUUAAAAAUAAAUUUCUUGGAUAAUUAGAUUAAAAAUAAGUAAAUCUUUCAAAAGCUAUGGGUUAUGAAUUUAUAUGUGUCAAUAAUGUUUAGUAAAUAUAUUUUAUUAAUAAAUAGAAAUGUUUAACACUACAUCAUUUAGAUUAAUUAAGAAUUCCAUUCAUUUAAAUUAGUCAUAACGAAAUUAGACAUUUAAAGAUAAAGAUUAUUUAUGUUAUUUGAAAUGGCUGAAUAUUAUUAGGAUAAUGAUAAAUAAUUUAUUCUAUUUUUAAGAGAAGGAAAUGUAAAAAAAAAUGAAGGUAUAGAUGAUAAAGUAUGGAAACAUCAAUAUGAUUAACUUCAUUACAUUUAUUAUUCAUAUUGUUAUUUGACCUAAGAAAGUGCUACCGUUUUUUUAUAAUCAGUUGAAAGUAAUACUCCAGAUAAUUAAUUAUAUACACUUAUGGAAUAAGUAUUUAAAUUAAAUAUCAUUUUGGGAUUAAAAUAUACACUUAAAACUGAUUGCUAAGAUUUUAUGAAAAAAAUUAGAAAAUCUGAUUAUCAAAUUUUUGUCUACACUUAAAAUUAAGAAAUCUUUUCAACUUCCAUCUUAUAUUAAUCUGAACUCCUAUUGUAGAAUGAUUUGAUCUUACAUUUCAAUUAAUAAAAUGAAGAGGAUUUAAGAGCCUAUUUCAAAUAAAGUUUACAAGAUUUUUCUAAUACAUUUGGAGAUGCAAGUAUCAAUUCAUCCCAAUUUAUUAAAAUUUAAGCUCUUAAUUCACAAAAAUAAAUAACUGUUGAAUAAGUUGAAGAAAAACCUAGAACUAAAAAAAUUAUUGUAAUGAUGAAUAAUCAAUCAUUAUAAUAUAUUAUGGAAAACCAUUAUUUCAAAAAUAAUCUCAAAUUAAUACUUGGCUUUACUAAAGUACUCUUUCUUUAUUAAGCUACUCAAGAUUAACUUAAUAUUAUAUAAGAUAUCUGGUGUACUCCAGAUAAAACUAUUAAUUUACUAUAUGAAAACUAAAGUUUAUUAAGGUGUUUUCAUGGAUGUUAAUUAUAAAUAUUACAAUUAUAAUAAUUCAGUUUGUUUAAAAAUUAAAAAAUUGAAAAAGUUGAAAGAAAACAGUUCUUUUCAAAACUAAUCAUAUCCUUAUAAUAAAGAUUGAUAUUUGAAAAAUGUUAUUUUAAUGAAAUGUAAAUCAACUCUAAUACAGAUGUUAUAAUACAAGGCUAUAAAGAGUUGGAUAGAAUCCUAUUUUUUUAGAGUCCUCUUUUAAAAAUAUUCUUUAGAGCCUUGUAUUAACAAACCUUAUAUAAAACAAUAACCUUCGUUUCUUCCUUCACGUUUGUUACUAUGAUUUAUACAUGGAAUACUUUAGACUAAAUGGAUUAUUUAAUCGAAAUCAUAUUUUACUUCUACAUAUACUAAUUAGUUUUAUUUUCCUUAUAACAUUACUCUUUUAUAGAUCAAUCAAAAAAAUUAAAAGAUAACAAAGAUUAAUCAAUUUUACUCUAAAAAUAUUCAUAACAUAAAUCAUAAAUGGAAACUAUUAUAAUAAUGAUUUUAAAACAUAUUCUAUAAGGAGUUCUUAUUUCAUGUAUUUUUAUUUACAGAAUGUAUGAUUUAGAAUACUAUCUUUAUAUUUUUAUGUCAAUCAGUAUUAAUGAUUGGCUUUAUUUGAUGAUAAAUUUGAAUAUCAUUGAAGCAAUAAUUCUAGCUGGUCUUUUUCCUAUCUUAUUUUAUAUCUAUAUAUUAUCUGACAAUGCUCAAAAUAAUGAAUGGAAUGAAUCAAUAGAUCCUCAAGAUGUAUUUUCAAUUAUUUUAGGAACUACUUUCAUUUUAAUAACAAACCUUCUUUUUGAUUAUUUGGAAAAUUAACAUAGUAUAAGCAUACCAAUUUUUAACGAUGAUUUUCUUUCAUAUUUAAAUUAUAUCUAAUUAAUGAUAACAUAGAAAUAAAAAAAGAAAACAUUAACUAUUUUAUAAAAUAAAGUAAAUGAACUUUUUGAAAAUAUUGAAUAAGUAGAUUUGAGUAUAUAAAAAUGUAUAAUAUUAAAUUUAAUUAUUAGUACUUUUAAAUUAAUAGAAUAAUUAAAGUAAAUUUGGAUAAUGGCGUUAAUAAAUAUUUAAGAAGGCUCAAACAAUAUUGAUGUGGAAGAAGAAAUAAAUUAUUCAAAGUUUCUAAUUACUUUUCUAUCAUAAUACAUUUAUUUUAAUCUUAUACAUUUACUAAGAUAGAAACUAUUUUUUUUUAGUUGAUUAUUUAAUAAGUUUUUGUCUUCAAGCAAUAUAAUUUGGGAUUCAACUUUUAUUUUAAUUACCAACAAAUUAAUAAGAAUACUUAGAAUAUGCAAAAUUCCUUUUAUCAACAGCCACUACAAUUUCAAUAUUAUUUGUAAUGAAAUCUGUAGACAAUCUUAAUUCUAUUUUAACAAUUUAAUUAUUUGUAGUUUAUGAAUUGUCAAUAAAAUUUCAUCCAAUAUAUGAUUUUAGAGUUUACAUUACAACAGCAGUUGCAACAAUGAUUGGAUAUAUAGCUUGGUAUAUUGUUGAAACUGAUUCAAUAAUAUCAAAUUAGAUUGCCGUAAUAUAAUUUAUAAUUCUGUUUUCAGUUUAACAAUAUUUUGUAAAAAGUUAUGUAAAAAUAAUAAUUAAAUUUAAUUAGUUUAUUUAAUUAGAAGAAGAUCAAGCAUAGAAUAAAUUAAAUUUUAUCGAAUAGAAUAAUAAGAUUAAUGAUAUUUUAGGUAUUUUAUUACCAAAAUUCAUUCGAGAUAGAUUAAAUGAAAGUAAAUAAAUUGAAUAUUGUGUUUUUAGCUGAUUAAUAUAAUAUUCAUUAAAAUUAAGGUUUGGUAGCAAUAGUAUUUUGUGACAUUUGUAAUUUUGAUCAAAUGGUAAUAGAGGAAAAGGAUAAAAUAAUAACAUUUUUGGAUGACAUAUUUAGAACAUUUGAUAAAUAUUGUUAAAUAUAUGGAGUUUAAAAGAUAGAAACAGUAGGUAAGACAUAUUUAGCAUCUGCUGGUUUGAAAGCUUGUGAAUAAGAAUUGACUUAUCUAUCUUAGGUUGACCCGGUUUAAAGAGCCUUAAAUUUAGCAGAAUAAAUGAUGAUAUAUAUAAGAUCAAAAAUGUAAGUUUUUUGAUGACAAUAGGUGGGGAUAUAAAGGAUAAUAGUUGGUUGGUAAAAUAGGCAUUCAUUAUGGAGGAGCUAUAAGUGGUGUGAUAGGUUUUCAUAAACCUUAGUUUUCUUUAAUUGGUGAUACAAUAAAUACAACUAGUAGAGUUUGUUCAACUGGUUUAGAAGAUGCUAUUACUUUAUCAGAGUAAGCAUUUGAUUAAUUAAAAAAUGAAAAUAUUGAGUUUGAAAUAAGAAAUGUUGAAAUGAAAGGUUUAGGUAUUAGACCUACAUAUAUUUAUAAAUGUAAAAUCUAAAAUAAAGAUAAUCCAUUAUAUAUGUAAAUUGAAUAGGAUGUUUAGAGUAAGGAUGCUAGAAGUUAAUAUUUUGUUAGAAAAAACCCUGAAAUCUUUAAAAAAGAUUUAAAAAAAAGAAAAACUAUAUUAACUAUGAUUGAUACUAUGAAAUAAAAAAUGGACUCUAUGUAGGAAUAAGGAGCAUAAAAUGUUUUUGGUAUUAAACCUAUAGAUCCAACUUAUUAUUAAUAACCACUUGAUGAUAAAUCAAGACACUCAAUUAAAUUAUUAUCAAAAGAUGGAUCUGAUGAUAAUCAUAUUAAAUAAUCUCAAUAAAGACCUAGUACUUUUAAAAGAUUAGUUACUAUGUUUUAAAAUAAAUUUUAACUUGAAAAUUAUGAACCAGAAAUAGAUGAAAUGAUUGAUUAUGAACAAUUAUUGGUAAAAAUUUAUAAAUUAAUUAGAGAAUGUCAUUUUGUUAAAGAAUGAAUAUACAUUAGAACACAAUAUUAUUAAAGAAACUUCAUUUUUAUAGUUAUUAUAGAUAUCAUAUUACAAAAAAUAAAUGAAUCAAUUUGUUAGUUAUGAAUAGUAUAUUGAAUUUGUAAAAAUUCAAUCAAAAAAUCAAACAGUACAAAAUUUAAGAAUAUAUGUUCUUUAUUACAUUAUUAAAUAGUUUUGUCUAAUUCAAUUUUAUAGUGAUUUAAACUUAGGCUUGAUAGUUUUAUAAUGGUUAUGUUGUUUAAUUAAUUUGAUUCAAUUUUUAGUGAAUAAUAAAUAAUUUUUUGAGAAAUGGAAAAUGUUGAUCAAAUUACUUUUAUGUUUUGAAGCUUUAUUGAGUGGAUUAGUUAUAAUUUUAGAAGAGGAUAAUCAGUUAAAAAACAUUCAUGUUUAUGAAAUAAUAUUUAUUUAAUCAUUAUUUUGUAGUAUUUAAAUACUUAGUUUUUGGAUGAAGGUUUUAUUUUGUAUGACAAUAGCAUUUUAUUCGACAAUAAUUUUAGCAAUUGAUGGAACUUAAGUAAUUUCAAUAUAUUUUGUAAUAAUCAGUUCUAUGUAUAAUAUAAUGUUGAUUUUAUUGAUUGAAUAAUAACAAGUUGGUUGUUUUAAUUAGAAAAUCAUUUUCAAAACAUAAUAAUAAAAAGAAUCAUAAUUACUAUAAUAUUUAUUACCGAAACAUAUAUUAAAUAAAUUUUUAGAUGACAGAAUAGGAAAUAUUGGUAUUUGUGAUAGAAUAGAUAAUUUAACAAUUUUAUUUGCAGACAUAGCUGGUUUUACUGAAUAUUCAAGUAAAGUAAAACCAGAAGAAGUAUUAGUAAUGUUAAAAAAUUUGUUUGUAGAAUUUGAUAGAAAAUGUUGUGAUUUAAAUGUAUAUAAAUUAUAUACAAUUGGGGAUUGUUAUGUAGCAAUAGGAAUGAUAGAUUAUCACAAUAGAAAUCCUCAUUAAGAAGCUAAGAAUAUUAUUGAUUUAGCAUUUGGAAUGAUUAACAUUAUAGCUUAGGUAAGAAAAUAAAUAAAUUUUGAUGGACUUAAUAUGAGAAUAGGAGUUCAUACAGGAUCUGUAUUUGGUGGUGUAAUGGGUACAGAUAUAGUGAGAUAUGAUAUUUAUGGACCAGAUGUAUUAAUAGCGAAUAAAAUGGAAUCAAAUGGAGUCAAAGGAUAUGUUUAGGUUAGUUAGUAAACUAAGAAAUAUUUAGAAGAAGAUUAUUCAAGUUUAUUUUAAUUUGAUUUAAAUGUUACUUUAGAAUUAAAAUCAAUAGGACGAGAAAUUGAAGGUUAUUUAGUAAAAAAGUAAGAUGAGGAUGAUUUAAACUAAUAAGAUCGUUCAUUUUGA